This is a messenger RNA of Mercurialis annua (annual mercury), 1235 nucleotides long. RefSeq lists its product as uncharacterized. The record is from RefSeq and is a predicted model, not a curated record. The transcript has 2 exons. NCBI's taxonomy places the organism in Eukaryota, Viridiplantae, Streptophyta, Magnoliopsida, Malpighiales, Euphorbiaceae. Bases 86 to 940 code for a protein of 284 amino acids.
UUUGUUACACUCUCCACUUCUCUCAGUUGUGUUCUUCUUAGUUUUACAAUCUUUUUAGUAUUUUUCUUUAAUUUCUCCAGUUUCAAUGGCAGCAGUCGAGGUUGUGCCAUCUCAGAUAGGACAUCCAGCCAAGGAGAAAGUUGAAGAAUUAAAGGCACGAGAGAGUGUUGAAGUUAUUGUUGCACCAACGGUAGCAUCACCGACAAUAGUAGCACUGAAAGUAGCAGCACCGGAAGUAGCAGCGCCGACAAUAGUAGUACUGCCAGUUGCAGCACCGGGAGUAGCAGUACCGACAAUUGCAGCAGUGGCAGUUGCAUCACCGGCAGUUGCAACACCGGCAGUAGCAGCACCGGCAGUUGCAGCUCCGGCAGUAGCAGCACCGGCAGUAGCAGCUCCGGCAGUAGCAGCACCGGCAGUAGCAGUACCGAAAGUAGCAGAACCGGCAGUAGCAGCACCGACAAUUGCAGCACCGAAAGUAGCAGCACUGAAAGUAGCAGCACCGGCAGUAGCAGCACCGGCAAUUGCAGCACCGAAAGUAGCAGCACUGAAAGUAGCAGCACCGGCAGUAGCAGCACCAGCAAUUGCAGCACUGAAAGUAGCAGCACCGGCAGUAGCAGCACCGGCAGUAGCAGUACGGAAAGUUGCAGCGCCGACAGUAGCAGCACCAGCAGUAGCAGAGGAAAAACCAAAGGAUAAAAAACCAGUUGCUGUACCGGAAGGUGACCAACAAUCUUUGAUUGAAGUAAUUGAAACGGAAGAAGAAAAACCUGAAGAAACUGUUGAGAAAACAUGUGUUGCUGUCGAAGAGACUACAAAAGAAGCUCCAAAGGAGGAGGAAGCAAAAGAGGCACCAGCACCAGCACCGACACCGAAAACUGCACCAAAAGCAGCACCGGCAGUAGAACUAGAAGUGGAAGCUCCAAAGAAAGAAGUUGAAUAGAAGACUGAGUAAAGAGUGUUAAAUUUGCGUGGUUUUCAUGAAAGGUUGUCUAACUAUUGAAUAAGUAUUUAUUUAAAUAGGUUCGUAAUCUGAAUUUGCUUGAAUUAGUAAUGCCAGCCGAUCACCAUGUAGCAACAAAGAUGCACAAUCAGCUUGUGCAAAUUUUAUGUGGAGGUGUAGCUGUUUUUAGCUUCAAGCAAGUUAGAUGAGUCCUUUUAUUUUAUGUUUUGUUAUGGUUGGUUUAAUAUAUGCUUUUGUAAUAACAAUAAUGUAUCUUAUUGAUACAUUUGUUUAA